Messenger RNA from Gryllus bimaculatus (two-spotted cricket), 546 nucleotides. NCBI's taxonomy places the organism in Eukaryota, Metazoa, Arthropoda, Insecta, Orthoptera, Gryllidae. The record is from the annotation of a GenBank genome assembly.
AUGACGGCAAGCAUUUUGAAGGAGAUUCUCCACAAUAAAACAUGUUUAUUUGUACCUUUCACUCAAGCCAACAGAACCCAUCUCGAGACACGCACUAAAAGCACGCGUAUGUUGCAGACCUUCUGCGUGGUGUCGAAGCGGUUCCGCAAGAAUUACAUCCACCGCUUCACGGCCACCUCCUCGUUCUUCGUGUUCUCGCCGUGGAACCCCUUCCGCCGCGCCUGCAUUUUCAUCUCCACCAACCAGUUCUUCGACUACGUCGUGAUGGCCACCAUCCUGCUCAACUGCGUCUUCCUGGCCAUGAGCGACGCUGUCGAGGAAGCGGAGUACAUCUUCCUGGCCAUCUACACCGCCGAGAUGAUCAUCAAGAGUGUGUCGAAGGGCUUCAUUCUCAACAAGUACACGUACCUGCGAAACCCGUGGAACUGGCUCGACUUCGUCGUCAUCACGUCGGGCUACGCCACCAUCGGCAUGGAGGUUGGCAACCUCGCAGGGUUGCGGACAUUCCGCGUGCUGCGAGCCCUCAAGACCGUGUCCAUCAUGCCA